AUGCCAAAAUGCUCAUCUAAGGACCGCGAGCUCCUAAUUGAUCUAGUACGUUCUAAAAGAAUUUUCCCGCUUUUAACAAAUUCAGAUGAAAGAGCUGCCUUACAGGAGUGUCUACUCGCCAUUCCAGAGAGACUGGUCACAAUCAAUACUCUUCUACAGGAUACCCUAAUCCUUGAAAGCCCAGCAAAGGCAAUCCACCAGCUUUGUCCCCUGAAAUUCCACGGUAGCUUAAAUGAAGCUUUGCGUCAUCAAUGGCAUAAUGAAGAAGCGGAGCAAAUCAUCAAAAUCCAAAUCUCAGAAUAUAGCUUCAAGACAAUACAAACACCAAAAAACGCCCUUUCUGUCUGUAUACAGCAAUUAUGGCUAUUUGGACUACGUCACUUUAUGCAUAAGAAGAAGAUAAACAAGGAGAAGGGUCAUCAAGAGGUCUUGACAUGGUCGAGCGAGGCACUUAGCCUUCAUGGGUUCGCUACUUUAGCAAUGCAGCUUGGAUUUGCUUCUCCUCAAAUCAGCAAGCUCAAAAGUGAAGAUAUCAGCAGAACUGUCGCCAGUCAGCUUUGCCAAGAUAUAUGUAGAGAUGGGUUCUACAGCCUCCAACAUAAUGAUUUCCAGUCAAUAUCAGCGGAGUUCUGCAAGCUCUUGGAACUUAUUCCAAGUAGAAGUCACCAGCUUUCGGCAAAAGCUUCCCCUUUCACAAGCGAUGAUCUCGGCGAAAGAGCCAGCUCUAGAUAUAAUCGACCAUCUUUAAAACAGUAA
This is a messenger RNA of Penicillium taxi, 756 nucleotides long. RefSeq lists its product as uncharacterized. The coding region runs from base 1 to 756 and encodes 251 amino acids. The record is from RefSeq and is a predicted model, not a curated record. Lineage: Eukaryota; Fungi; Ascomycota; Eurotiomycetes; Eurotiales; Aspergillaceae. The transcript has a single exon.